AGCGCGAGCUGCGGCGGGAGCGCGGCUCUCCCGGGGCACCGCCGCGACGGGGCGGCCGCCCGCCCGCACAUGCCCGCUCCGCGCCGGCUCCCCGCGAUCCCCCCGCGUCGGUAGCGGGAGGCAGGGGAGAGCCCCGUCCCCGCCCCGAUCGCCCGCCGCCGGCCGGGAGCGCGGCUCCCCGGGCCGCCCGCCGCCCCCAUGAUGACCGCCAAGGCGGCGGACAAGAUCCCGGUGCCCCUCGGCGGGUUCCCGCACCAGCUGCCCGAGGGCAUCUACCCCGCGGAUGACAUCGCCGCCGCGCUGCCGACUUCGGUCGCGAUCUUCCCCAAUGCCGACCCCGCGGGGCCGUUCGACCAGAUGAGCGGCGUGGCCGCAGACGGCAUGCUCGGCGUGGACAUGGGUGACAAGCGGGCCCUGGAGCUCCCCUACGGCGGCGGCUUCGCGCCCGGCGCCCCGACCUCCCGCAACCAGACCUUCACCUACAUGGGCAAGUUCUCCAUCGACCCGCAGUACCCCGGCGCCGGCUGCUACCCCGAGGGCAUCAUCAACAUCGUGAGCGCGGGCAUCCUGCAGGGGGUCAGCGCGCCCGCCUCCGCCGCCUCCGCCGCCUCCUCCGCCGCCUCCUCCGCCUCCUCCUCGGCCACCGCCGCCUCCGCCGCCUCUCCCGGCGCGCUGCCCGGGGCGCUGGGCUGCGGCAUGGCGCAGGGCCCGCCGGCCGAGCUGGAGCACCUCUACUCGCCGCCGCCGCCGCCCUACUCGGGCUGCGGGGAGCUGUACCCGCAGGACCCCUCCUCGGCCUUCCUGCCCGCCGCCGGCGGCGGGGCGCUGCCCUUCCCCCCGCCGCCCUCCUACCCCUCCCCGAAGGCGGCGGCGGCCGACGGCGGGCUCUUCACCGUCAUCCCCGAGUACGGCGGCUUCUUCCCGCCGCCCCAGUGCCAGCGGGAGCUGCACGCCGGCCCCGACCGCAAGCCCUUCCCCUGCCCCCUCGACUCGCUCCGCGUCCCGCCGCCGCUCACGCCGCUCUCCACCAUCCGCAACUUCACCAUGGGGGCGGCCCCGGCGGGCGCCGCUCCCGGCUCUGCCCCCGGAGGCGGCGGCGGCGGCGGCGGCGCUGGGGAGGGCGCGCGGCUGCCCGCGGGCGCCUACAGCCCGCACCACCUGCCGCUGCGGCCCAUCCUGCGGCCCCGCAAGUACCCCAACCGGCCCAGCAAGACGCCGGUGCACGAGCGGCCCUACCCCUGCCCCGCCGAGGGCUGCGACCGCCGCUUCUCGCGCUCCGACGAGCUCACCCGGCACAUCCGCAUCCACACGGGCCACAAGCCCUUCCAGUGCCGCAUCUGCAUGCGCAACUUCAGCCGCAGCGACCACCUCACCACCCACAUCCGCACGCACACCGGCGAGAAGCCCUUCGCCUGCGACUUCUGCGGAAGGAAGUUCGCCCGCUCCGACGAGAGGAAGCGGCACACCAAGAUCCACCUGCGCCAGAAGGAGCGCAAGGGCGCGGGGACCGCCGCCGCCCCGCAGCCCGGAGCCGGCGGCAGCGGGGCCGCCCUGGGUCCCUGCGCGGCGCGGACGCGGACGCCCUGAGCCGGGCGCGGGGCGCGGGGCGCGGGGGCGGCGCGGAGCCCCGGGGGCGCGGGGUGCCGGGCCGGGCGGGGCCGACGGCUGUACAUAGGGGCUGCGGCGGGAGGACGGAUGCAUGCGGUGCCGUCGUGGUGAGGUGUCCUUGGUGCCUUGUGUGGUGUGAGCCCGUACCCGGCUGCAUGUGGGGGGUGCCUUACCGAUCCGCUCCGACGACAGCGGCGACGCCGAGACCGGAAAGUUUGCCUUCCCUCCCUGGUUGUAGUAUGGCUGUACAUUUCUGCCUAUUAAUAUUGGGAUUUUUUUUUUUUUUUUUUUUUAGAGACUAUAUUUUUGUACGCACUGGUUGGGGUUGGUUUUUUUUGUCUUUACGGUGACCGAAGAGUGUUGCGUCUGCGGGGGGGGGGGGUGGGGAAGGGCCCGGGCUGGACGAGCGCACCCGGCGGGCCCGGCCCGAUCUGCGCCGCGGGGUGCGGGCGGCGGCACGGCCGUGUGCGGCCGCGGGCGGCAGCUGCGGGACGGGGCUCCCUCCCGCCGCUCUGUACAUAGCCCUUCGACGGCAGGGUCGGCGCUCACGGCGUUUAUAAGCGACGACGAAUAAAUCUCUUAAUUAUUCCA
Messenger RNA from Gallus gallus (chicken), 2199 nucleotides. RefSeq lists its product as uncharacterized. NCBI's taxonomy places the organism in Eukaryota, Metazoa, Chordata, Aves, Galliformes, Phasianidae. The transcript has 2 exons. Gene Ontology annotation, molecular function: DNA-binding transcription factor activity, RNA polymerase II-specific; RNA polymerase II cis-regulatory region sequence-specific DNA binding. The record is from RefSeq and is a predicted model, not a curated record. The coding region runs from base 199 to 1587 and encodes 462 amino acids. Gene Ontology annotation, biological process: regulation of transcription by RNA polymerase II.